Molecule: messenger RNA, 768 nt
Organism: Ziziphus jujuba (common jujube)
Lineage: Eukaryota; Viridiplantae; Streptophyta; Magnoliopsida; Rosales; Rhamnaceae
Product: hevamine-A-like
Exons: 2
Coding region: 1-768 (255 amino acids)
Biological process (GO): carbohydrate metabolic process
Cellular component (GO): extracellular region
Molecular function (GO): chitinase activity
Source: RefSeq, a predicted model, not a curated record
AUGGCUCCUCUAGCCAAACUUCUUGGGGCUUGCCUGAUGAUAUUCCUAUCCUCGACCUUAAUCCAAAACUCUGAGGCUUCUAAUGGUGGCAUAGCGACCUACUGGGGUCAGUACACCGAAGAAGCCGAAGGAAGUCUAGCCGAAGUCUGUAACACCAUGCUCUAUUCUUACAUAAGCGUAGCAUUUCUUAACCGAUUCGGCUCUGGUCAAGACCUGGGAUUCAACAUUUCUGGUCACUGCAGCUGCGAAAGCGACUGCUCCAGUUGCAUCCGUUUUGGAGAAGACAUAAAGACUUGUCAGAGCAAGGAUUUCCACAUCGAGAAUGGUUCCCCACUUUGCUAUGACUACCUUGCACGUGCCUUGAAGAAAUAUGGCAAAGACCAUAACAAAAUGGUCUACUUAUCCGCGGCUCCUCGGUGUCUUUAUCCUGAUUUGUACCUUGGAAGAGCCAUUUACACGGGUCUUUUCGACUUCGUUUGGGUCCACUUCUUUAACACUAGCAGUGCAUGCCAGUAUGAUAGUACCACCGGUGAUGAUGUUCUUAUGAUUUCGUGGAAUGCAUGGACUACGUUGAUUGAGGCUGCUGGGAAGCUGUUUCUGGGUGUACCCGCGUCCGACGAUGUUUUCGGGUACAUCCCACCUGAUGCGAUGAAUGAUAAAAUUCUUCCGGAGAUAAAUAGGACAUCAAAAUAUGGAGGUGUGAUGGUAUGGAACCGUUAUUAUGAUGUCAUCACCAAUUUCAGUCCAUCCAUCAUCAAUCAAGUCUAA